AUGCGCCCGCUUAACAUCGUUGUCUACUCGGUUGCUGUCCUCCACGCCAUGGACGUCGGUCCUCAACUAGCGGCAGCCUUGGAACAACACAAGGGAAUCUCGUCGCAGGCUGCUGCAGUGGAUUCACAGGUGUCGGCUGCUGAUACCGUGGACCCAUCAGAAUCCCGACGUUUUAAAGCUCGUGAUCUGUCAGACUUCAUAAAGGUUGACCACGAUACGUACCAUGUAUUCUCGACGGCAGACAGGAAGCUCGUCAAGUACCUCAAACAACAGCUGGAGUCGCACGGCAUGGUCGACGUAACGUCACUUCCCAAGCCACUGCCGAGACCUGUACACUUCCUUGAGGCUUUGGGUCUUCCGCGAGACGCGCUGAAGCUUACCUUCGACGGGAUGGACCCAGCGAGAAAGGAUGGCUUUUGGCUUAACCUACUCGGCGUACACGAUGGCUACAAUCAGCUAGGUCGUCUGCGCGAAUAUGAGGAAGCGUACGAGAAGCACAUAGCCGAAUUGGCCGAGUUAGCCGAAUUAGCCGAGUUAGCCGAGUUAACGGCCACGGGUAAGGAGUCCGUUAAGCCCAUUGGUAAAUUGGCAGCGAUCGUCAAGGUGUACUUAUCGCGCGUGCUUGCAUUGUAA
Hyaloperonospora brassicae is the source of this 633-nucleotide messenger RNA. The record is from the annotation of a GenBank genome assembly. Lineage: Eukaryota; Oomycota; Peronosporomycetes; Peronosporales; Peronosporaceae.